Messenger RNA from Mercenaria mercenaria, 1605 nucleotides. RefSeq lists its product as uncharacterized. The record is from RefSeq and is a predicted model, not a curated record. Gene Ontology annotation, molecular function: zinc ion binding. The coding region runs from base 1 to 1605 and encodes 534 amino acids. NCBI's taxonomy places the organism in Eukaryota, Metazoa, Mollusca, Bivalvia, Venerida, Veneridae. The transcript is spliced from 2 exons.
AUGGCGUCCCUGAAUUCAAAUGAUGAAAAGACGUCUUUAACACAGGACUCUGAUGAACUUGUAGAAAUGUAUUGUGAACAUUGUGAAAAAGAUGAAAAUAAAUAUGUUCCUGCAGAAGGAUUUUGUGUAGACUGUGUGGAAUAUAUGUGUGCCAUGUGUAUAAGGUUCCAUAAACGAUAUGUAAAAGACCACUCUAUUAAGGAUAAAGAUAGUAUGCCACAAGAUUUCUGCUUCGAUAAAUGCUCCAUUCAUACAGAUCAACUGAUAAAAUUUUACUGCAAUGACUGUCAGAAAAUAGCUUGUUCAGAUUGCAAGUCAAAUGAGCACAACAAUUGUACCAAUGUAAAGUAUUUAACAACCAUGGUUGAAGGAAUUGAACAGAGCAAAGAACUUUCUGAUCUGAUUGAAAACAUGGACACUCUAUCUAAGCAACUUGAUGAAACUGAAAAUCAAAUCAAUUCAAACAUUAAAAGUCUUUCUCUACAAAAAGCAAAGGCAGUUUCAACAAUAACUAAACACAAAGAGGAAUUAUUCUCGACAUACAAGAAACAUCAGCAAGAAAUUCUUGACAGCUUUGAUACAAAAAUGGCAGCAACAAUAGCAAGACUUAAGAAAGAAAGACAAGACCUGGUUGAACAACUAGCAGUAGAAGUGAAGACAUUAGAGGAGAAAUUUAAUGAUGAAGAAACAGAAAUCAUGAGAAAGGUUCAAAAUGUAACAAUUGCUGAUAAAAAAGUACUAAACUCACUCAGAGAUAGAAAUUUGAGGAUAAAAACUGAUAUGGAGGCAUUGUCAUUUGACAUGAAAAAACAACGGAAUAUAGGACAAAGGUUCAAGUUAGGUCAAUGGUGGUCAAGUUUAUGCUGCCUGUCUGACACAACACUUCUGGUUGCUGACUUUGAUGGUAAUUGUCUCUUUGUUUUUUACAACAUGAAGACAAGCUCUAAAAGCAGUGCCCAAGUAGAAUUGUCUUCCUGUCCAUGGGGCAUCACAAAAGUUGAGGACAAUAAAGUUGCUGUUACAUUUCCUAUUGAAGGAAUUGUCGGGUUGAUAACAUUUUCUGAGACCAUGACAGUGACCAAUACUGAUGAUAUAAAAGUAGGAGCAUGGUGUUGUGGUAUUGCCUGUAGUAAUAACAAUCUCAUUGUAUCCUAUUUUAAGUCUGCACAAGUUCAGAUACUUGAUAUGUCUGGUCAUGUACUUAAAACUUUUGUCAAUGAUUCUAAAGGACAGCGUCUGUUUAGUAAUCCUCGCUACUUGGCAGUUAGUCCUGACAAUACAACCAUAUAUGUGUCUGACCAGGACAGAGACACAGUGACAAGUAUGACCUUUGAUGGUAAGGUCAAGGCAAUCUACAAGGAUGAUCAACUGUCUCAACCAUGUCAACUAACAGUGGACGAGUCAGGGACAGUAUAUGUGUGUGGGGUUGACUCACACAAUGUUCAUCAACUAUCAUCUGACCUUACCAAAGUGAAGAUCCUGCUGGAUAAAAGUCAUGGUAUAAACCAACCAACAAGUGCUGCAUACUGCCAGAAUAACAACAGACUCUAUGUUGGAAUGAACAGAAACACAAACAUGAAAGUUUUCAAUUUAUCACUGGAGUAA